UGUUACUUGAGUCGCGGCUCCGGAACAACGCCUACAAGAUUUUUAGAUAAAGCCUUGAGAAGAACUUGAGGCCAGAAAGGGAGGUGAGGGGGCUCUGACCCCAUACCUUUAGGCAGAGGAAACAGCCCUCUUCUAGAUUAGCAGGUUGACAAGAGUUCCCCGAGAUUAGAAGCCCUGAAGGAGCGGGCAUCCUCCCAGCUAACCCCAGGAAUGUGGUCGUGAGACAGAGCCCACAGCUUUUGGAAGAAAAGUAGUCUUGGGCCAUGGCCCAGGUCAGCAUCAACAGUGACUACAGCGAGUGGGCUUCCAGCACUGAUGCUGGGGAGCGGGCCCGUUUGCUCCAAAGUCCCUGUGUGGACGUGGUACCUAAGAGUGAGGGGGAGGCGUCUCCUGGAGAUCCAGACAGCGGCACCACUUCGACGCUUGGAGCCGUCUUCAUCGUCGUCAAUGCCUGCCUCGGUGCGGGUCUGCUCAACUUCCCAGCAGCCUUCAGCACUGCUGGGGGCGUGGCAGCUGGCAUCGCCCUGCAGAUGGGCAUGCUGGUUUUUAUCAUCAGUGGGCUGGUCAUUCUGGCCUACUGCUCUCAAGCCAGCAAUGAGAGGACCUACCAAGAGGUGGUGUGGGCUGUGUGUGGCAAGCUGACAGGUGUGCUGUGUGAGGUAGCCAUUGCGGUCUAUACCUUCGGAACCUGCAUCGCCUUCCUCAUCAUUAUUGGGGACCAGCAGGACAAGAUUAUAGCUGUGAUGUCGAAGGAGCCGGAUGGGGCCAGCGGCAGCCCCUGGUACACAGACCGCAAGUUCACCAUCAGUCUUACCGCCUUCCUCUUCAUCCUGCCCCUGUCCAUCCCCAAGGAGAUUGGCUUCCAGAAAUAUGCCAGCUUCCUGAGCGUCGUGGGCACCUGGUACGUCACCGCCAUUAUAAUCAUCAAAUACAUCUGGCCAGAUAAAGAGAUGCGCCCGGGGGACAUCUUGACUAGACCAGCGUCCUGGAUGGCUGUGUUCAACGCCAUGCCCACCAUCUGCUUUGGAUUUCAGUGUCAUGUGAGUAGUGUACCCGUCUUCAACAGCAUGCGGCAGCCUGAAAUAAAGACCUGGGGCGGAGUGGUGACGGCUGCCAUGGUCAUAGCUCUGGCUGUCUACAUGGGCACAGGCAUCUGUGGCUUCCUGACCUUUGGAGCUGCUGUGGACCCCGACGUGCUCCGGUCCUACCCCUCAGAGGACGUGGCUGUGGCCGUUGCCCGAGCCUUCAUCAUCCUGAGUGUGCUCACCUCCUAUCCCAUCUUGCACUUCUGUGGGCGGGCUGUGGUGGAAGGCCUGUGGCUGCGCUACAAGGGGAUGCCCGUGGAGGAGGAUGUGGGCCGGGAGCGCCGGCGCCGGGUCCUGCAGACGCUGGUGUGGUUCCUGCUAACCUUGCUACUGGCGCUCUUUAUCCCUGACAUUGGCAAGGUCAUCUCGGUCAUCGGAGGCCUGGCAGCCUGCUUCAUCUUCAUCUUCCCAGGGCUGUGCCUCAUUCAAGCCAAACUAUCAGAGAUGGAGGAGGUCAAACCUGCCAGCUGGUGGGCACUGGUCAGUUACGGAGUCCUUCUGGUCACACUGGGAGCCUUCAUCUUCGGCCAGACCACAGCCAAUGCCAUUUUUGUGGAUCUCUUGGCCUGAACUCUGCCUCCCCAGAAACAAGUGACCGAGCAUUGCUCGGAGCUGUGGAGCUGCCCAGGUCCCAUGUCCCAUUCCAGCCAGUGAGAUGACACGUGGACACCUUUCCCCUCGGACAGUCAUGAGACAAUCAGGUCUGUGGACGGCUCCCGCCCAGCUGCCUUGCAUCCUGACCCCACGUUCUCAUGGAUGGAGGUCCCAUAUCACAGGAGCUUCUUCCCCUUUGCCCAGAUCUCCACUUCAAGCCUUUGGGACUUGAGGAUGAAGAGGGUCAGUGGGUCUCAGAAGAGAAAGCCUAUUCUGACUUCCCUCUGGAAAAAGAACAACAAAAAAAAUGCAUCUGCAGAGGGCUGGCAUCCUCCGAGGAGCGUGUCAGGACUGUGCUCAGUCCCUCGGGGUUUUGUGCCUGCCCAUGUCUCUCAGAAGCCAGUGACAGCUUCUCCUGGGACCUGGCAACUUCCAAAGGAGCUGCUGACAUCAUAUAAAUGUCCAGAUUCCUCUCUUGGUCCCUAUGAGUCUCUGGUAGCUUCGCAAGUCUUUGGGCACCCUACUGUGACUUUGUCCAAACCGAGCGGUCCAUGUUGGGUUUGCUUCUGCUGUGUUCCCGGACAUCACCAAGUCUAAUGUUUACAAACGGUGCCAGCCUGGCUUCGGAGCUAGGGGCUGCCAUGCCACGGUGCUCUGAGCACUCCUCCGUUAGCUUUUUUUGCAUGGGCAGAGGGUCUGUUGUCUUUUUCAGAUUCCAGAUAAGCCCGUCUUUUCAGAGGUUUGGGGUAGGAUCUUUUAGACCAUCCUUCCAGGCAGGGAUGCUCAAGGUCCUGGUGAAGUUCAGCCUCACUCCUCCAAGCCUGUCCUCUCUCUUCUCCCGCUAAACCCAGCCCCAGAACCCAGAAGGAGUUAGACUGGGGACCCUGGAUGUUUUCCUUCCUGUUUCCAUCUUUACCCAUUCCCACAUGCCCAUCCCUCUCCCCCAACCCCAAUCUCUUCUCUUUCUUCAUUUGUGGGUUUUGUUAUUUGGUGGGGGGAGGGUGUGGCACCAGACCCUGUGACACCAGCUUGCCUGGCUCCACACAUCUGUCAAGCCUGGCCUCCAUGCCUAGGGAAUCCCGCUGAGUCAUACCCACCCCAGGUGAGGUCAGCCUAGAUACUUCUCUCUUUUGACUGCCUUAGCUUCGAACCUACCCCUGCUCACUUUUGUAAGUCCCAAGUACAGAAUUGGUCUUUAUAAAUAUAUUCUGUCUAAAAAACACUUAUCCUAGGAGCGAGAGGGACCCUUCCCAGCAGACUACGCCCCUGCCCCCAACACAGGUCAGCCCUGUUGAGGCAGAAGGCUUAGCGUCCAGACUUGCUGGAUUGUUCUUCUCCCAUCCAUCCCUGGUACUUCUGGUCCUGCUACACUGUUUUCCCCUAACCCCCAUAAGGCUCCAAGUGCUGCCUUUCACAGUGACCAAUCACAGAGCUGGGCACAGCUUAGAGACAUGCUAGCUGGGACAAUUGGCUAGAACCAGGCUUCAGCUUGUCCUCAGGACCCCCUUCCUCUGUCCCCUUUGCCCUCUGUAUCCAGUUUCUUGCUGGUUCUUUGCUACUCAAGCACACUUGGAGACGUGAGGAUGGUUAAUAAAGGGACUUACACUGCUAAA
Molecule: messenger RNA, 3292 nt
Organism: Mus caroli (Ryukyu mouse)
Lineage: Eukaryota; Metazoa; Chordata; Mammalia; Rodentia; Muridae
Gene: Slc38a7
Product: solute carrier family 38 member 7
Biological process (GO): amino acid transmembrane transport
Cellular component (GO): membrane
Molecular function (GO): L-glutamine transmembrane transporter activity; L-asparagine transmembrane transporter activity
Source: RefSeq, a predicted model, not a curated record